GACAUGGGCGCAAUCAUAAGAUUCGCAAGUCUUACAAGAAAACAAAUAACAGAGAUAAGCGACCACAUAUGGCUAUCAUGAGAGAGGGGAAAAUAAGGCUAAAAGUAGGUCGUUUUUUCGCCAAAAGGGGUGUUCGCCUUUAUACGACAGCUCGCUUUGCUAUCGCUCCUGUUUCAAUAUUGUGAAGCUUAUUGUAACACCCCUCGUAUUUUCUGACGUCAUUAAUUAAUAUUUUAAUAACUUUUGGAAUUUUAUAAUUAUGUUAAAUUAAUUUAGAAGUAGUUUUAAUAAACUCCUUUUAUAUACAAAUUUAAAUAUUAACAUAUAUUUAUAUUAAAAAUACAAUUACGAUUUCCAAAUAAAGACGUUCGAAUCAAAAUAAUUAUUUUAUUAAAAUGUGUGAGCACUCGAAAGUGAGUUUUCCUAAUUAGACCUUUCAAAAAGAUGAACUUAGGUAAACAAAUAAUAAAUAAGUGUAUAAAUUUAAUAAAUAGGAUGAGUUAGGGUUUUAAGUGGGUAUUACUCCCUCCCUCACUCGAUUCACACGCCGUCACUCCCCCUCUCUUCUCUUCUCUCUUUCUCUCACUCCCUUCUCCCUCACGGUGCAUCUGCAGCCACGAGAACUACCCGCAGCAGGCGGCCUAGCAGCAGCAACCAGCUGCGUUCCUUCCCUCCCCACUAGCAGCUGUUAGGUGCACCUAAACCCCAGCAGCCAGGCUACGUUGUGCAACCAGUAGGCAGCAGCAAGCUGUUGCGUUGGGCCCUUCAUCCACCACGACAGCCUCGGUUCACCACCACCACAACCUUCACUUACCUCUUCACCAUUUUUACUAGUACCCCUCUGUGAGCCAUCUCCUCUUUUCUCUAAUUUAUUUUCUAACUUUUAAUUGGAGUUUUAUCAAGUGUAUUGAGUUUGGUGUUGGUUGUGUUAAUUUCAUUGAAUCUUUUUGUGGGUAAGAAUUUGAUUGAAAAAUUAAACAUAUUUAUGACUUAGGGUUUGAAGUGUGAUUUGAAAUUAUGGGUUGUGUGUUGAUUUUGUAUUAGUUUCUUUGAAUCUUAGUAUGGGUAGUAAUUAAAUAUGUUAUCUUUGAACACGAAACGAUUAGGGCUUGGAUUUAGAGAUGAAAUUACUAAUAAUGUGUGUUUUAUACUAUAUUUUGGUGAUGACUGAUUAAAUAACUUUAAAAGUUGUUUUAAAAUUUGGUCGAUUGAUUAUUGUUGUGAAUAAUUAGUAACGGUGAUGAUGUUAGUUGACUAUGAAAGUGAUUUUGAUCGAUUAAAUUGGGAAUAAUAGUUACUAAUUGUUGUGGUUUGAUUAUUGUGAAUUACAAAUACCCUUAUUAGGUUGUUAUUGAAGUUAUAGAUACAUGAUAUUAGUAAGCCAAGAGCAUAAUGUCAACUUAUCUUCGAUGGUUGCUAAAGUAAUUUGUCGUGUUGUUCAGACUAUAUUUCUUAAUAGCUUUGGAGAAUGUAACAAAUGAUAUCCCGAUACGAUAACUCUAAGAUUUGCCUUAUCGUUAUAUAAAUGUUAAAUUAAAAUUGUAAGAUUUAGUUGUGAUUAGUUAUUUUUGGGUAACGCGAGCUGACAUGCUCAAAAUUAGUUAAUGUGAAGAAACGAUUCACACAUACUUUUACUUUAAAUUGAUGGAAAGACUUAUGUUGUGUUGAGUUAAUGAUUUUGACUUAUAUUGGAUGAGUUGUGUACGUUCUAGAGUAAUCAAAAAACUCAUGUUGAAUGGUUGAUAGUGGUUUACUAAGGCAUUUAGUUUGAUAUGGCAAAGUAGUUAAGGGAACUUAUUAGUUCUACUCAUAACUUAUAUAGGUGCCCAUUUUGUAAGAGGAAAGUAGAGCCUUAGUCGGGUGAUUUUGCGACUUUUGAUCGUGCAGUGACGCUUACAAGGAGUGUACGUAUGAUUAGAAGCAGGUUGUCGUCUAGCAAUCUCUGUUUUCUUCACAAACCGCUUGUUCACACGACAAAAAGAGUUGCUGGACACAUAGUACCAAUACUGAUCACCAACAAAUGCCCAUUCACAAUAUGGCCUGCUACUGCCCCUAACACAGGCCACCCAGUCAUAGCCAAUGGUGGUUUCUGCCUCAAACCCACCCAAUCAUCAGUCAUCCACGCACCAUGGGACUGGAGUGGUCGUCUCUGGGCCCGAAGUGGCUGCAACUUCAACCCCAAAAACUCAAACCUAACCUGGGAACCCGCCUGCCAAACAGGCGACUGCGACAGUCGCCUAGAAUGCAACGGUCUAAUAGGAAAACCACCUGCAACAUUAUUAGAACUCACACUUCAUACAGACAAAAACGAACCUAGUUUCUACGACGUUAGUCUCGUAGACGGGUACAACCUGCCCGUUUCUGUGACAAAUGGGCGGGCCCACAAAUGUGCCAUUAAAAGCUGUUUAAAAGAUGUUAAAGGAAUCUGUCCUUUGGAGCUACAAGUAAAGGAUGGUGAAGGGAAUGUUGUGGGUUGUAAAAGUGCAUGUCUUGCUUUUGAUUUGGACAGGUUUUGCUGUAGAAAUGAGUAUGGAGAUCCACAAAACUGCAAGCCAAGUUUAUAUUCACGUCUAUUUAAGAAUGCUUGUCCUUCUUAUGUUAGUUAUGCUUUUGAUUCUCCUUCACCUUUGAUUAGUUGUUUGGUGAAGGAACUCUAUGUUACUUUCUGUCCUGCUGAAUGGGGUGAUGAUAAGAUUCAACACUAUGCUUCUAAUUAGGUACUAUCUUUAGUGGUCCUGGUGGAUAUAUACUUGAUUUCAUAUGAAGGAGUUCCUUAUAUAUGUUAAUAUAUAUGUAAUAAGCUAUACAAGUUGUUUCCAUUUGUAUUUUGGGUCCUUAAAUUUACUGGAUAAUGCUCGUGCAAU
This is a messenger RNA of Amaranthus tricolor (Joseph's coat), 2864 nucleotides long. RefSeq names its product pathogenesis-related thaumatin-like protein 3.5. Gene Ontology annotation, biological process: defense response. The transcript has 3 exons. The coding region runs from base 1911 to 2717 and encodes 268 amino acids. The record is from RefSeq and is a predicted model, not a curated record. Gene Ontology annotation, cellular component: extracellular region. NCBI's taxonomy places the organism in Eukaryota, Viridiplantae, Streptophyta, Magnoliopsida, Caryophyllales, Amaranthaceae.